Andrographis paniculata is the source of this 4167-nucleotide messenger RNA. Its product is annotated as ribosome biogenesis protein bms1. Lineage: Eukaryota; Viridiplantae; Streptophyta; Magnoliopsida; Lamiales; Acanthaceae. The transcript has 18 exons. The record is from RefSeq and is a predicted model, not a curated record. Bases 91 to 3717 code for a protein of 1208 amino acids. Gene Ontology annotation, molecular function: GTP binding; U3 snoRNA binding; GTPase activity. Gene Ontology annotation, biological process: endonucleolytic cleavage of tricistronic rRNA transcript (SSU-rRNA, 5.8S rRNA, LSU-rRNA); maturation of SSU-rRNA from tricistronic rRNA transcript (SSU-rRNA, 5.8S rRNA, LSU-rRNA); ribosome biogenesis. Gene Ontology annotation, cellular component: 90S preribosome; nucleus.
CGCUACUUCAAAGUUGUUAAAACCCUUUCCUCGCCUGACAUAAAACCUUAUAUUUCCCUGUCUCUCGGCCGCGCUCGUGAAGUAGCGACCAUGGCAGAUGGGAGCAAUGACCAAGCGCACAAGUCUCACAGGACUCGAACAUCAGGAGCAUCUGUGAAGAAAAAGAAAGGAAAGUCCAAAGCAAAGUCGACCGAAGGUCUUUCCAAGGAGCAGAAGAAGCUCAACAAUCCUAAGGCUUUUGCAUUCACUUCAACUGUUAAAGCUAAACGGCUGCAAUCACGAGCUACAGAGAAGGAGCAGAAAAGGCUUCAUGUCCCUACCAUUGAUCGCUCUACUGGGGAACCCGCUCCCUUUGUGGUUGUAGUCCAGGGACCACCUAAGGUAGGGAAGUCAUUGCUGAUCAAGUGUCUUGUAAAGCAUUACACAAAACACAACUUACCUGAGGUUCGCGGCCCAAUUACAAUUGUAUCAGGAAAGCAAAGGAGACUACAGUUUGUGGAGUGUCCUAAUGAUAUCAAUGGCAUGAUUGAUUGUGCUAAGUUUGCUGAUUUAGCCUUACUCCUUAUUGAUGGAAGUUAUGGCCUUGAAAUGGAAACAUUUGAAUUCCUGAACAUAUUACAAAAUCAUGGAUUUCCUAGAGUGAUGGGUGUUCUCACUCACCUGGACAAAUUCAAGGAUGCGAAGAAACUUAAGAAAACGAAACAACGACUCAAACACCGUUUCUGGACUGAGAUAUAUGAUGGUGCCAAGCUCUUUUACUUGUCUGGCCUUAUUCAUGGAAAGUACACAAAACGUGAAGUACACAAUCUUGCGAGAUUUAUUUCUGUCAUGAAAUUUCCCCCAUUAUCUUGGAGGGUUUCACAUCCUUAUAUCCUAGUUGAUCGUUUUGAGGAUGUCACACACCCAGAGGAGGUGCGUGUGAACAGUAAAUGUGACAGAAAUGUUACAUUGUAUGGUUAUUUGCGUGGCUGCAAUUUGAAGAAGGGAUCAAAGGUACAUGUUGCUGGAGUGGGUGAUUAUCCUUUGUCUGGAAUUACAGCAUUGGCUGAUCCUUGUCCGCUCCCCUCAGCUGCGAAAAAGAAGGGUCUGCGUGAUAAGGAAAAGCUAUUUUAUGCACCCAUGUCUGGACUGGGGGAUCUUCUGUAUGAUAAGGAUGCUGUCUAUAUAAAUAUAAAUGAUCAUUUUGUGCAGUUCUCUAAAGAUGAUGGAGCUAAUCCAGGAGGGACACACAAAGGCAGCCAGCGUGAUGUUGGUGUUGAGUUGGUUAAAUCUCUGCAAAACACUAAAUAUUCUGUUGAUGAGAAGUUGGAGAAGAGCUUCAUCUCACUUUUUGGGAAAAGACCUUAUUCAUCACCUGAAGCUCUGAAUGAUUCAGUUGAUGCUCAUAAAAAUUCUAACCAGGAACUACCAUUGGAGCCUGUUGAGCAUUAUCAGUCAGAGAUUAAAGAUGAUGAAUUGGAAGAAGACAGUGAUACUGACGAUGAAUAUGGUCUGGAAUCCUCGGAUAAAUUGGUUAAUAAGAAGUUGCCUUCAGGGACUAUGGAUGAUAGUUCUGAUGAGGAAUCUGGCCAUGCAUCAGAACAAGGGUCUCCAACCCCGAGCAACUUCAGGGAACAAAUUGAUUUCCAUGAAGGAAGGGUGAGAAGAAAAGCAGUUUUUGACGAUGAAAUGGAUGUUGAUGAUCCGGAGGAUUCUGGUGAAGAUGAUGGUCAAGAUGACCAUGGUGAUGAUGAUGAUGAUUUGGAAUCAAACGACGAUGAUGAAACAGAAGAUGAAGAUGAGAUGGGGAAUGCUUCCAAGUGGAAGGAAUCCUUGGCAGAACGAACUGCAUCUAGAAAGAAAAUUAAUCUUAUGCAGCUUGUAUAUGGGGCACCUGCAUCAAACACUUCCAACGGGAUUGACGAUUCUAGUGAUGAGGAUGAUGAAUUCUUUAAGCCUAAAGGGGAAAGAAGCAAGAAAUCAAAGGAAGGAAUUGUUGGCAAUGAUGUGGACAUUGAUGACUGCUCAAAGUUUAUUAGCAACAACAGCCAAAAGGAUUGGAAGAGUGAAGAAUUACUUGGAAGUAUUCGUGAUCGUUUUGUCACGGGAGACUGGUCUAAGGCGUCCUUGAGAAAUCAACUCUCAGAAGGUACUGUGGGUCAUGAUGAUAAUGGAGAUGAUGACGAAGUCUUUGGUGAGUUUGAAGACUUGGAAACAGGUGAGAAAUAUGAGGGUUAUCAAGUGAAUGAUAUUGGAAAUUCCUGUCAGCCUGAAGGAUUGGUAGCAGAGGAGCGGAGGCUGAAAAAACUAGCCCUUCGUGCAAAAUUUGAUGCACAGUAUGAUGGUUCUGAGUUACCAGAUGAAGAUGAUGACAAUAAUGACACUAGACGUGGUCACGGUCAAAGCAGUGGAAGUGGUUUCAUUGAUAAGUUAAAGGAGGAGGUUGAACUUCAGAAGCAAGCAAAUAUUUCUGAGCUGAAUCAACUUGAUGAAGUCACUCGUAUUGAGAUUGAAGGGUACAGAACUGGGACAUAUGUCAGGCUUGAAGUUCAUGAUGUGCCCUAUGAAAUGGUUGAAAACUUUGAUCCUUGUCAUCCCAUUCUUGUUGGCGGCCUUGCUCUUGGGGAGGAAAAUGUUGGAUACAUGCAGGUUCGGCUGAAGCGUCAUAGAUGGCACAAAAAAGUAUUGAAAACCAGAGACCCAAUAAUUGUUUCUAUUGGGUGGAGACGUUAUCAAACUGUACCCAUAUAUUCCAUUGAGGACCGAAAUGGGCGUCAUCGUAUGCUCAAAUACACACCUGAACACAUGCAUUGCCUUGCAAUGUUUUGGGGUCCACUUGCCCCUCCUCAUGCUGGUGUGGUUGCUGUCCAGAAUUUAUCCAAUAAUCAGGCAUCAUUUCGGAUAACAGCUACUGGUACAGUCCUAGAGUUUAACCAUGCUGCCAGAAUAGUGAAGAAGAUCAAGCUAGUUGGUUAUGCGUGUAAAAUUUUCAAGAAGACUGCUUUUAUUGAGGACAUGUUUACUUCAGAUCUAGAAGUGGCCAGAUUUGAAGGUGCAGCUAUACGAACUGUCAGUGGAAUCCGUGGGCAAGUGAAAAAGGCUGCAAAAGAGGAAAUUGGUAACAAGUACAAGAAGAAGGGUGGAUUUGCGAAAGAAGGCAUUGCAAGGUGCACCUUUGAGGAUAGAAUAAAGAAGGGUGAUAUUGUGUUCUUGCGUGCUUGGACUCAAGUUGAAGUUCCUUCCUUCUACAACCCUUUGACGACGGCCUUGCAGCCACGUGAUAAGAUUUGGCAUGGGAUGAAAACUGUUGCAGAGUUGAGGAGGGAGCAAAAUGUUCCUGUGCCGGUCAACAAGGAUUCACUUUACAGGCCAAUUGAAAGGAAACCCAAGAAGUUCAAUCCCUUGGUUAUUCCCAAGUCGCUUCAGGCUGCUCUGCCAUUUGCAUCAAAGCCCAAGAAUCUUUCUGCUCGGAAACGACCAUUGCUUGAAAAAAGGAGAGCUGUUGUCAUGGAGGCUGGUGAGCGAAGAGUUCAUGCUCUUGUUCAGCACCUUCAACUUAUUAACAAUGACAAGAUGAAAAAACAGAAACAAAAGUUAGAGGCCAAGAGGAAGGCCCUUGAUGUGGAGCGUGCAAAGGAAGAUCAACUUUCAAAGAAGAGACAGAGAGAGGAACGACGAGGACGAUAUCGAGAACAGGAUAAGUUAAAGAAGAAAAUCCGCAGAACAUCAGAAACUUGAUGAAGGUGCAAUACGUAUCAUGUUUGCUUCCACAGCAGAGCAUUCAGCUCCAGGGUAUGUUGUAACAUUCUCUACUCAAAAGACACAUGGGAUUGGGAAAAUGCUCUGAUUAUACCUCACUGGACUGAGGAAUGAGAGAGCCAAACAACUGCUAAUAGUUUGACAGCAGAAACCAGCGCCUCAGGAAAAUCAAAGAGAAGGAUAUUUAUUGCAUGCGUUUGAAGGUUUGUUGGUCCAACUUUUCUCUUAAUCUUAAUUGGGGUCUCAAACCUUAAAAAUUUUGGUUUGAUGCAUUUCUACUAUGGGUUACAUUACUUGGUGGAUCUGCUCUGUUGUAAUUGUUUUGGCUAAGAGGGUAGCAUUGAUUUCUUUUGAGGAGGGGGAUACUAAAAAUGUCUUAUUACCAAGUGCAUAUUUGUAGAAAUAUAACCAAUUGAGCUACUACCGCAA